CCCUGUUAACGCCUGUUUGUCAGACCGCUUAGACGUUCGCGAUGGCAGCAGAAACUAAUAACCCUUCGUUGUCCGCCGAUUGGUACUCCUGCCCGGUGUGUGUGGAUGUCCUGAAGGAGCCGGUCACUCUCGUAUGCGGACACAGCUACUGUAUGGACUGCAUUAAUGACUACUGGGACCAGCCUGACACACAGGGAGGCUACCAGUGUCCUCAGUGCAGACGGGCAUUUAACGAGAGGCCGGAGCUGAACAAAAACACCGUAUUAGCAGAACUGAUCGAGAAACUGAAGAGUUCCGCUGGACCUGACGAUGUGCCCUGUGAUGUUUGUACGGGGAGAAAACUGAGAGCCGUGAAGAGCUGCCUGACCUGCAUGGCCUCCUACUGUGAGACUCACCUGCAGCCUCACCGGCGGUCUGAUGUGCUGAAAAGACACAAACUGGGAGAGCCGAAGAGAGCAAGCCUCGAAGAGAAACUCUGUGAGAAACAUCAGAAAGUUCUGGAAAUCUUCUGCAGGACCGACCAGACAUGUGUGUGCUUACUUUGUGUGGCGACUGAACAUAAGAAUCACGACACGGUGACACCUGAAGAAGAGCGAGCAGCGAGACAGAAUCACCUGGAAGAGACAAGGGUAAUUAUGAAAAAGAAAAUUAAAAAGAAUAAAAAGAAACUGAAAGAGAUGAAGGAGACCAUAGAGAAGAUUCAGAGCUCAGCAGAGAGAGAAGUGAAGGAACACGAGGAGAUCUUCAAGUCUGCACUUGAGUCCAUAGAGAGACUGAGGUCAGAGGUCACUGAGGUCAUUAGACGUCACGAGAGAACGAAAGUGAGAGAGGCUAAAAAGGUUAUGGAGCAACUGGAGAAAGAAAUCAAAGAGCUGAAGAGGAGAAACACUCAUCUGGAUAAGCUCUCACAAACAGAAAACCACAUCGACUUCCUAAAGAAAUUUUCAUCUCUCCAUUUCCCUCUUGAAGAUCAAGACACACCAGCUGUAAGUGCUAGUGAAGAUUUGCUUCCUGAGACACUGAGGAAGAGUUUGUCUGAUCUGAAGAAGAAGCUGGAGGAAAUCAGCAACUGGGAGAUUGUGAAGAUCAGUGAGGAUGGUGGGUUGUGUGUCCUCAGUUGACCAGGUAGAUGAAUCUGUGCUGCUCAUCACAAGUGUUUAAGGUUUUCAUUCUGCUCUUGUCUUUCUGUUGUAAGGUGUUGAUGAAUCACGUCACAUCAUGCAGAAUCUGAGAACCACAAAUGUCCUCUUAAAAUGUAAGACAGUUUCUAAUUAGGUUGAGUUUAGUCAAACAAUAUGGAGGGUUUUCGUAAGUUUUGUGCCAAGUGGAGUACAACAGUAAAACUUGUUUUGUGGAAGUUAUAUGCUCAAUUCAGACAAGUGGAGGAGUAAAUAUUCUGCUUGUGACUUUGACUAGAGUUCACCAGGUGGCUCUGUUACACAAUAGGCCUGUUAGGAAUUGCAAAGGGUUGGUUUAAAGCCAAUUUCCCAUUGUCAAGAGAGAAAGAUGCUGGGCAGAAAAGAGAUGGAUAUCACUGGAGGAAGGAGGGCAGUGGUCUCAGAAAAGAUCAACUGAGAAGGUUAUUUUUCACAGCAGGUUGUUUGGCCAGUAACAAGCAUUAAACCACAGUCCUCACCAGUGAGAUGGUGUGUGACCUGAAGUCAAUAAUUUCACAUGCUAAUGUUAAAAUUUUAUAAAUUUGAAAGAUUUCUAAAAGGUGUCUAACCUUCCUCUUGUGUUAGGGUCAGCACCGACCCGUUUUACUUUUUAAACGUAUAAAACUACUACCUAAUUUUGUUUAUUGCAUCAAGGCUUUUUGACUUUGUCAGGAAUCUGUAUUUAAUUAAAAUAAAACAAAAACAAAAAAAAUUGUACCAAAUUAUAAAAUGCUCUGGUGAAAAUUAUUACCUUUGUGUUGGUAGGGUCAGUUUUGACCCAGUUAUAAUUUAAGGUUAUAAAACAAUAGUUAGGGUCAAAACAAAAAUCAUAAACACACUUUGAGGGGCUUCUCUCUUUGCCUGUGUGUCUCCUUACCUGAACAAACAAAACAAACUAGAGAAAAAUCUGACAAGCUUGCUCCCAUCAGGGAUGUCUGGGAAAGGUGGGUGCAGCUCCUUCCACUGAUGUUCAACCCAGGGUCAGAGGUAACAGUAGAUGAACGUUUUGUCCCUUUCCAUGGAAAAUGCCCUUUCCGGCAGUACAUGCCUAGUAAGCCAGGGAAAUACGGAAAUUUGGGCAGCCUGAGAUGCAAAAACCAGCUAUGCAUGGAAUCUGCAGAUUUACACAGGCAAACAUGCAAGUGGCAUUCCUGAGAAAAGUCAAGGAAAACGUGUAGUCCUCAAUAUGACUACUGGACUGCGGGGUCACAAUAUCACAUGUGACAAUUUCUUUACCAGCUAUGACCUUGGACAAGUACUUCUCAGGUGGAAACUUACCAUGGUGGGCACAGUAAAAAAAAAUAAACCUGAGCUGCCUGCCGAAAUUUUGCAGGUGAAGGACAGGGCUCCACUUUCUUUAAAAUUUGCUUUUACAGACACCACCACGGUUGUUUCAUAUUGUCCAAAAAAACACCGGAGUGUGAUACUUAUGUCCACUUUUCACAAAGACGCAGCUGUGUCAUCAGCAAGCGACAAAAAGCCCAUAAUUAUCUUGGACUAUAAUAAAAACAAAGGUGGAGUGGACAACCUGGACAAGCUGACUGCCACCUACACUUGCCAGAGAAUGACCAGGAGAUGGCCAAUGGUUGUGUUUUAUAACAUUCUAGAUGUGUCUGCAUACAAUGCAUUUGUGUUGUGGACCCACAUUCACCUAGGGUGGAACUCAAUCAGAAAAAACAAGCGGAGAAUAUUUCUUGAGGAGUUAGGAAGUUCCCUUGUCAAGGCACACAUUGAGCGAAGGGAACGGGUGCCCCGGGACCCAGCCGCUGCAGCCUUGGUCAGACAGCUGCAGAGCUCACGUAGCACUCCUUCCACACCAUCAGCAACACAAAGAGCAUCAGUGCCAGAAUCCUCUUCGGCAUAGUGUUUAGUUCUUCAAUCUCUUUUAUCAAUGUCUUAUUCUUUAUCUUUUUUCUGUUUACCUGUCUGCCUUAAUCAUAUCCUAAUAAUAACAAUUAACAAGGAAUGAAGUACAUUUGGGGACAAACAACACAAAAUACUGAAAGGUUUGGCACCAGAAGUGUCACAACUGGGCAUAAUUGGGCCACAUUUUUAAUUUCAUGAUUUUGUAAAGUGCUCUUAAAUACAACACAUUUAAUGUGGUCUACUAAUUCAUGUUUUUGCAUUCUAUUAUAUGAACAUGAGUUAUUGUUACAAAUAACUGCCAUCAGGCAAAAGAUAUAGGAGCAUCAAAAUAAAGACUAAUAGACUGAAUAGCAGUUUGUACCCUGUUGCUAU
Messenger RNA from Polypterus senegalus (gray bichir), 3395 nucleotides. RefSeq names its product E3 ubiquitin-protein ligase TRIM47-like. Bases 42 to 1121 code for a protein of 359 amino acids. The transcript is spliced from 4 exons. NCBI's taxonomy places the organism in Eukaryota, Metazoa, Chordata, Cladistia, Polypteriformes, Polypteridae. The record is from RefSeq and is a predicted model, not a curated record. Gene Ontology annotation, molecular function: zinc ion binding.